This is a messenger RNA of Rattus norvegicus (Norway rat), 9857 nucleotides long. NCBI's taxonomy places the organism in Eukaryota, Metazoa, Chordata, Mammalia, Rodentia, Muridae. The record is from RefSeq and is a predicted model, not a curated record.
CUUAAACAAUCCGAUGAUUUCGAUUGUUCUUAGAGGGAAGGAAACCGCGGAGGGAUUCAGAAGGGGAAGGUUGGGUGCAGUUAUUAGAGGGAAUUAAAAAAAAAAAAAAAAAAAAAAAAAAGAACACUCUGGACUCUCCUAGGACUGCAAUUCCCGACAUGCCGUGCGCCACAUAAACAUGCUCCGCGAGAGCGCUGUACUGGCGGGAAUUUACUGAGUGUAGAUUCUAAACUGAACCUAGCCAUUUCUGGGCCCCCUAGAUACUUUCCUGACUUAGAGAAGCCAUUAGAGAUUCUUUCAUCCCCGUUUGCCUGUCCGUCUGUCGGUUCGUCGGUCUGCCUGUCUGCCCAUCCAUCCAUCCACCCAUCCACCCAAAAAGUUCUGCUGUGGCUUCUCCAAGCCCAGUGCUCUUUGAAUCUCAAAUGAGACUGGAACGGACAAGCCAACUCUGAUUUUAAGACCAGGAAAAAUGAAUUCUAAAGAAGGAAAAUGAGUCUCCUUAGAACCCAACAUUCUGGCCCCAACCUGCUUCUUAUCUUGUGCUUCAACUCUUCAGAGUGCGGUGAAUUUCCUCCUUUUACUAGGCUUCCUUAUUCUGUCUAAUGUUCUGUCUUUCCUUCUAGACUCCAGGGUCGACCAGCUCCCUGGUAUUGUACCCCAGCACCAAGCACAGAGCUGGCACACACGUUUCACUACUGGGUGACUGACUGCUGUUAAUCAAGUUAGCGAAACUAACUCCUCUGUUUCAAUGCCUUCAUCAGCAAAUCCUUCUCUUUUAACUUUGUGAAUUUAUAUUGAACUUAUUCCCUCCACUUCCACUACCACUGGCUAAGUCAUCAUCAUUCACUUCUUCUUCUUCUUCUUUUUUUUUUUUUUUGGUUCUUUUUUUCGGAGCUGGGGACUGAACCCAGGGCCUUGCGCUUCCUAGGUAAGCUGCUAUACCACUGAACUAAAUCCCCAGCCCCCAUCAUUCACUUCUUAAUUGAAGUAACACUCUUUGAAUACACAGGCUGGGAAAUAUCUCACUGUUAAAAUGUCAUUAACAAAACCCAAACCAGCAUCUACUGCAGUAACCCUUUCCAUACAACCUGUUUCCUUUUGAUACUGAACAACUAGGGCAACCCCAUCUUGUUCUGACGCCAUUUUGUGUUUGAUUAGACAGUUCUCAGCCCUCUAAACCCAUCCCCCAUGGGAUGUCUGUCUUGGCAACACAUUUGAGAUUUUCAUGGCUUUGACCAUGUGUAAUGGUCCAUGAAUGACACCCCAAGCUCAAAUAGUAUAUAUUCUACAAAGAGUGUUUUAUUCUGCAGAAGUCCAGCUUGCUGGGGUCUGCCCAUUACCAAGAUAGACAAUCAAGUGAGCUUGCAGGCCUGAUUUAAAGCACAUUGGAAUUCCAGGGUAGAUGAGCUUUAUCUUACUCUAGCUCUAGGCAUUCCGGAACCAUUAUCCGGACAUGAAUGCUAGAGCCUGGGUUUUGUUUUUUUGUUUUAUUUUUUUUUUCUAUUAGUAAUCGACAUGCUUGUCAUUGCCUGGACUUAGCCAGUUCUUAGGCUUGGUCUUCUUAACUACUAAUUUGAAGCCUGUCAUGGAAUCAGCCUAGCUGUCUCAUGUGGUCCAGUUGUAUUAACCAAAAUAAAGUAAACUAAAGUAACUAGAAAGGAUAUGAGUAAAAAGCAAUUGGCAUGUUCUGUCUAAAAUAAUUACUAUGCUCUUCCAGAAAUGAGUGUUUUAAGGUUACUUUGACACUCAUCUAAUUUUGAUGUAAAUUAUGGUCUUUAUGGAUGUGGUGGUUGAAAGUGCUUGGCCCAGAGAGUGGCACUAUUAGGAGGUGUGUCCUCGUUGGAGGAAGUGUGUCACUGUUGGGGUGGGAUUUGAGACCCUCCGCCUAGGCAUGUGGGAGCCAACCUUCUCCUGUCUGCCUUUGGAUGAAGGUGUAGAAACCUCAGUUCCCUCAGAGCCAUGACUGACUGGAUGCUGCCAUGCUUCUUCCCUUGAUGAUAAUGGGCUGGAUCUGUGAACCUGUAAGCCAGUCUUAAAUGUUUUUUAUAAGAGUUGCCUUGGUCAUGGUGUCUGUUCACAGCAGUAAAACCCUAACUAAGACAGAAAUUGGUACCAGGGACUGGGGUAUUGCUGCGAUAGACCUGAACCAUGCUUUUGUUUGGAAGAAUGUGGAUUUGGGAACUUUGGAUUUGGAAAGCCGUGGAAUGCUUUAAGUGGAGUUUAAUGGGCUCUCCUAGUAGGACUAUGGUAGACUUUGUUGCUGAGGGUGAUUUGAACUGUGGAAGCCCUGGCUCUAGAGGCGUCAGAGGAAAAGAAGUUUAGUAUGUGGCCGAGAGUCUGUUCUUGUGUUAUUUUGGUGAAGAACGUGGCUGCUUUUUGCCCUUGUCUGAAGAGUCUGCCUGAGACUAAGGUGAAGUGAGUAAAAUUAAUCGCAUUGACAAAGGUCUCAAAACAUACCAGUUUAGACUCUGCUGUGGUUUAGUUUCAUGAAGAGCAUUUUGAUAAAGCAGAGCACGUUGAAAAAGGAAAAAGUACAAAAUGUGUGAUUCAAGUAAUAAAGGGGCACCAGGAAGUGCAUGGAGCUGAAUCCUGUGUUCAAGGAGAUAAACAGAUGGUGACCUCAGGGCAGGAUCCUGCCCAGUUAAGUUUAUUGUUUAUGCGGUUGCAUUUGAACAGGAAUAUUAUGUUAGGUAUCAUCACCUGGUUUUUGUUUUUAUUUGGACUUUUAAUCUGGAAUGAACUACAAUCCAGAAAUGGAGAGCACGCUUGUGAUCCAGAUCUUGAGGCUGGAAGACACAGGCUUUUAUCCAGAUCUUGAGGAAUAGUGGCCAUGAAAAGCUUUGGCCCAGGCAUAGUGGUACACACCUUUAAUCCCAGGAGACAGAGGCAAGUAGAUCUCUGAGUCGAAGGCCAGCCUGGAAUAGAGCAAAUUCUAGGUGAAGAAAAGCUUAAGUCCAGGUGUGGUGGUACAUGCCUUUGAUCCCAGCAUUCAAGACAGAGCCAUGCGCUUCUCUGAGUUCAAGGUCAGUCUACAGAGCAAGUUCCAGGAUAGCCACGCUUAGGCAGAGAGAGUUGGAAAGCAGAAAGCCAGUGAUAAUGUAGUAGAACAAGGGGGCCAUGUUCCAGCUCUAGCAAGCAGCAGAACUCAGCAGCUUGGGUCAUGUAGCCACUAGAGUGGCCAUUAGAGUGAAAAAAUAGAAGGGACUACUGGGACAAUUGAUGCUGGUUAGCUAGAGCUAAAGAAAUUAGCAGUAAUUAAGAAGAAACUAGCAUCACUGAUGUGAAAUCUGGGAAGUGUUUUCUGAGAGCACAAAGAAGCUGUGUUCCAGAAAUAGACAAGUUUGUACCUUGUGCUAAAGCCGGACUUGCUAAUGUGUAACAAUCACCCAAGGUAUGAAGGGGUCUUGGAAAGCAGCUGAGACUUGGCACUGUGAGAGGUCAGAGAAGGCCACUGGUAAAGGUGCAGCCUCAGUUGCAGUUGAUGGCUCAAACCGAAGAGGUCAUGCAAAGGAGUUAAGGCUCGGCAUCAUGAAGACAGCUUAUGAGAGGCUAUUAGUGAAGCCUAGCUGAAGCAGAAGACCCCAGUGUAUUGGAAAUGCCAGUACCAUGGAAUGAUCACCAAGAAGAGCAGCAGCAGUGGAGUGGAUCAACCUGAACUCAGAGUCCUACAGAGGGACGAGCUGGAGAAGUGAUGCCAACUCUUUGGAGGAGCCCAGAAGAUCAUGCAUGGAUCCCAGACAUUGGAACAAGAUGCUGUAAUGUUGAAGUUGCCUUGGAGACUCCAAGAUGUUCAAGAUGCCAGAGCCAGGGGAUAUAUGCUGAGGAAAGCUGCUAACAGAGAGUGGAACCAACCAAAGAGAAUUGUGCAACACUCAACAAAAAUGAAAGAAGUUGGAGAUCUGAAGAGUGUUUUGACAUCACACAAGAAGAUGCAGAGCUUGGAGUUUGCCCAGCUGGUUUUUGGUUUUGUUUGGUCCAGUAUUUACUAUCAUAUUUUGAAUGCUAUUGUAUAUCCCAAAUGAUGCUUGAGGUAUGUGAUCUCUUUUUCAUUUUGACUUUAUAUAGGAUUACAGGUAAGUGAUUGACUUUUAACAUUGUUGAGACUGCUAUAGACUAUGGGGACUUUUGAAGUUGGACUAAAUAUAUUUUUUUAUUAUGCUAUGGGUAGGUAUGGCCCCCGUAGACUCAUGUAUUUGUAUAUGCUUGGCGCAGGGAGUGGAACUAUGAGGAGGUGUGGCCUUGUUGGAGUAACUGUGUCACUGUAGGCAUUAACUUUAGUACCCUGGUCCUAGCUCCCUGGAAGUCUUCUCUUAGAGGCCUGCAGAUGCAGAUGUAGAACUCACAGUUCCCCCUGCACCACGCCUGCCUGGAUGCUGCCAUGCUUUCUCCUUGAUGAUAAUGGACUGAACCUCUGAACCUGUGAGCCAGCCCCAAUUAAAUAUUGUCCUUAUAAGAGUCGCCUUGGUCAUGGUGUCUGUUCACAGCAGUAAAGCCUUAACUAAGAUACCUGGAGAGAUAGCUUAGUGUUUUCUGUGAAAGAGUGAAGACCUCAAUUAGAAUGCCCAGAACCAAGAUAAAGCUGGGAAUGGGGGGUUGGGGAUUUAGCUCAGUGGUAGAGCGCUUGCCUAGCAAGCGCAAGGCCCUGGGUUCGGUCCCCAGCUCCGAAAAAAAAAAAAAGAACCAAAAAAAAAAAAAAAAGCUGGGAAUGGUAGCACACGUUCUGUAAGCCUAGUCCUCCUAGGAAGAGAUGGGAGGUGUAGGCAGGGGAAUCUCUGGGAGCUUGAGAGACAGCUUGCCUAGCAUACAGGGCAAUGAACAACAAAAGAGACCCUGUCUCAAACAAGGUGGAAGGCAAGCACUGGUAGGACUGUUCAGUGACCUCCACAUAUGCAGCAAGGUCAUGUACCCUCUGUCUCUGUGUCUCUGUCUCUGUCUGGCUGUCUCUCUCACACAGUUCUUGUGGUGUCAGGCAGAAAUAAAUGUAAAACAUCGCUGAAGAACUAGAACCUGAUGACUCUGAUGGGAAAAUAACAUAAUUAUCAGUGAAAGAUGUUUUUAGUGACUUUCAUAGUGUUUCCAUAAUUAUGAAAGAAAAGAUGCCUUAAGUAAAAAAAUGUUUAAAUAAAAUACUGUUCAUGAUAAAUCCUCAAGAAACUAGGGAACAGCAAACCAUUUGCCCUUUUUGGUAUAGGACAGUUAUAAGAACCUAUAGUAAUAUCAUUGCUUAAAACAAAUUUUUAUUACUUUUUUAAAAAAUUAUGUAAUGUGCUCCAUGAUACAUAUGGAGGUCAGAGGACAAGUUGCAGGAGUCCAUUUUCUCUGUUCACCAUGUGGGUCUCCAGGAUUGAACUCAGAUAUUCAGUUAGUUGCAAGCACUUUAUACACCGAGCCAUCUUGCUAGCUUCAGCAACAUCAUUUUUAAAAGUUGAAACAGGAAAUAACCCUCAAGGUCAAGUCACAAGUUAAGGAUGCUUGCAUUCAAUACUUUUAGUCACCAUGUAUGAGGGUUUAGACACUGCAGUUGAGCAACGGAAGUAAAUAAAAGACAUAGAUAAUAGUUUUUUUGUGUGGAUGCAAUAUAGGUUAGAUUAGACCAGAUUAAAAAUAAAGAGAGAUUUAUUAGAUGCUACACCUGGGCAGGUUCACCGUUCCCAAGCAAUGUGACUGGGGAAAUUGCGCACCCAGGCUAAGAAAGAGAUGUUUUAGAGGUCUUAGGCAAGGGGUGAUGUUGUGUCGGCCAGGAGCUGGGAUUGUGUCCAUGUAUGGUCAAAAGCUGAGCCCCUGGGUGGGCACUCUUGUGUGAGGUUCUGGAAAUGCAGAUACAAGGGGUGAUGACUGCAGUUUCUCAGUUUAUGUGGGCAAGCAGGGGUUCCAGCCAAACAAUAGAUAUCAAAAAGUAGGGAGUAAGUCUGCCUUUAUUUAUAGAUAAGAUGUAUAUACAUAGAGAAUACUAGGGAGUCCAUAAGCUUCCUAAUUGUUCAGCAAGGGUGCUGACUGCCGGUUACUACACAUUAAUUGGUUUUGCUUCUGCUUGUAUCUAUUUUCAAUGGAACAAGCUAAUCUAAGUCUAUUGAUUAGAAACCUUGUUACCUAGCAGGCCUGGUGGUCAGAAGUAUGAACUGAGGUGUUGAGUUGACAAAAGCCAUCUAGGAAAGACCAUGGCAAGCGAGUGAGUUUCCUGGAGAUGGCCACCAUUUUGCGUGGCUACAAUGGGUACACUCUGGAGAGGUGCAGCCCCAGAGGCUUCAUCCCAGGAUUGCUUCUCGCGGCUGAUGUGCCUUUCCUGCCACUAUUACAUAGCCUAUAGAUUCCUGGGACUGAUAGUCCACCCUACUGAGCAAAUUUCCUGCAGAUCAACAUGAAGAUAAACUUUAAUAAAUCAAUGCUGUCUGGAUGAAUUAAUGAUUUUAUAGAAUUCCUAAUUUGGGGGUUGGGGAUUUAGCUCAGUGGUAGAGUGCUUGCCUAGCAAGCGCAAGGCCCUGGGUUCAGUCCCCAGCUCCGAAAAAAAGAAAAGAAAAAAAAAGAAUUCCUAAUUUGAUUCAAAUAAUUUUAGGAAAAAAGUUUAAGGAGAUGGUUUUAGUUGUUUUGCCAGAGAGAUGUAAUAAAGUUAGAAUCAAGAAUACAAUGUACCUCCUCCUCAUAGAAUAGUAAGUAAAGGCUGCAGAAUAAGGAAUACCAUGAGCUUUCAUAAAUUACACUAAGAAGAGAAAUAGGCUUGGGACAGAUUUGUGAUCAAGGAUUCAUUGUAGGUCAGGUCCAAGGAUGAAGCCACAGUGCGCUCUAUAGUAAAGCAAGGCCAUGUGAGACUGUUGCUUUGAACUUAUAAUGAGCUUACAGAAUGAAACACUGCUCUGAACUUACUAUCAGCAUCUUUCUGUAACUCCCUUUUGUGUAUCAUUUUAUCUGUGAGGUAAUUUUAUAAAGAACUUUUGUCUAAGAAAGUAUAAGAAGGUCAGAGAGAAGGAAUAAAGAGUGGCAUUUGGGGCUCAGCCCCAUCCACCAAAUGUAUAUAUUCAUAUGUCUGUCUGUCUAUAUGUAUGUAUAUAGAUAUGUAGGUAUAUGCCUAUGAAUAUGAAUGAACACUUGCGGAAUUGAGACCAGUGGUCAGGUUCAGCCAAAGUGUGCGAGUAUGUGUGUAUGUGGGUGUAUGUCUAUGUGUUGUGUGUGUGUGUGUGUGUGUGUGUGUGUGUGUGUGUGUGUGUGUGAUUUUUUCUCUAUCUUUUUCUUUCUCACUGGCUCAUGAAGAGUUAAUGAACUCAGAGCCUCUUGCUUAGCCAGGGAGGUACCCUUGAGCCAGAGAAAAACUAAGCCCUUUUUCUUAAUCCCCUGCUGCUAUCCGGGGAGUCAGAUUACUAGAAGCCAGUGGCUUUUGGCCACAGACUAGCAAAGAGUUAAAGACAGAGCUGCCAACAUAAAGCAGCUUUGGCCAUGACACUGACUCCAUAUCCUUUGCCGCCUUCCUCCAUGAACUGGGUUACAAUGCAGAUUACAAUGCAGUAAAAAAGAUUGCUCAUUGCAGAGACAACCUAAAAUAAACAAAGGGAGAAAAUCGAAGAUAGAGGACUUAGCUAUUUGACUUCAGUAUUUACUAGAGUCCACAGUCCUCAAAACACUGUGCCCUGGCUCUGGUAGCUGUAGUCUAGUACAGUGUGAGUUUAAGGCCAACUUUGUCUCAAAAAUAAAAAACGAGAGCUGGAGUGGAUGUUUGGGAAUGUAGCUCAGUUGCAGAGUGGUUGCCAAACACACUCAAGGUCCUGGGUUUGAGCCCUAGCACUGAAUGCUUCUCAUCCCAGAAUCUGAGAGCCUGAAACAGGAGGAUGAGCGGUUCAAUGUCAUCUUUGUUACAGAGACAGUUUUAGUCUGAGGCUAGGCUGGGCUGUGUGGGCUCUGUCAAAACGAAACAAAACAAAACAAACAGCUUGGGCUGAGCUCAUCACUGGAGGACUCGCCUAGCAUAAGCCAAGCUCCACAUUCAACUUCUGACUGCUUAAAAAAAUGCGUUAGUGACACAGGACGAAAUGCAAGCAAACCAAACAGAGCGGACCCUUGACAGAGUCAAACUUCCAAGGGCCACGGAGCGUCAAAAGGAAAAGAGAGAGAGCAGAGAACAUUAAUCCGAUUCAAGACCACGCUUAUGAACACGCUCAUGGACGUACUGCGCCACAGGCCCGGAUGGGUAGAAGUAAAAGAUGAAGGUGAAUGGGAUUUCUAUUGGUGUGACGUCAGCUGGCUGCGUGAGAACUUUGACCACACCUACAUGGAUGAACACGUGCGAAUCAGCCACUUUAGGAACCACUAUGAGAGUCUUUCUCUGUAGCCCUGGCUGUCCUAGAAUUCACUAUGUAGACCAAGCUGGCCUCAAACUCGCAGAGAUCUGCCUGCCUCUGGGAUUAAAGCUCACCAGGAAAAACUACAUGGUCAAGAACCUAAAGCGAUUCCGGAAGCAGCUGGAGCGGGAGGCAGGAAAGACGGAGGCAGCCAAGUGUGACUUCUUCCCCAAAACCUUUGAGAUGCCCUGCGAGUAUCAUCUGUUUGUGGAGGAGUUCCGUAAGAACCCCGGCAUCACCUGGAUCAUGAAACCUGUCGCCCGAUCUCAGGGGAAGGGCAUAUUUCUCUUCCGGAGACUGAAAGACAUCAUGGACUGGAGGAAGGGCACUGCGGGGAAGAAAGUCACCAGUGUGGAGACCCAGGCUACUCGAGCCAAUGUGAACCCUUCAGGCAGCCAUGACACAAGGAGCUCUGAUGACCAGAAAGAUGAUAUCCCAGUGGAGAACUAUGUGGCUCAGCGUUAUGUGGAAAACCCCUACUUGAUAGGAGGCCGCAAGUUUGACCUGCGUGUCUACGUGCUAGUGAUGUCGUACAUCCCUCUGCGGGCGUGGCUGUACCGUGAUGGCUUCGCCCGCUUCUCCAACACCAGAUUCACAUUGAAUAGCAUCGACGACCACUAUGUUCACCUCACCAAUGUUGCUGUGCAGAAGACAUCACCUGACUACCACCCAAAAAAGGGCUGCAAGUGGACUCUUCAGCGAUUCAGGCAGUACCUGGCCUCCAAGCAUGGUCCCAAGGCGGUGGAGACACUCUUCAGUGACAUGGACAACAUCUUCAUCAAGAGCCUGCAGAGUGUGCAGAAGGUGAUCAUCAGUGAUAAGCACUGCUUUGAGCUGUACGGCUAUGACAUCCUCAUUGACCAGGACCUCAAGCCGUGGCUCCUAGAAGUCAAUGCAUCUCCUUCACUGACAGCCAGCAGCCAGGAAGACUAUGAACUCAAGACCUGUCUGCUGGAAGAUACCCUGCAUGUGGUGGACAUGGAGGCCAGGCUCACAGGAAAGGAAAAGAGAGUCGGGGGCUUUGACCUCAUGUGGAAUGAUGGCCCUGUCAGCAGAGAGGAGGGGCCUUGUGACCUAUCGGGGAUGGGAAACUUUGUAACCAACACUCACUUAGGCUGCAUCAACGAUCGGAAGGAGCAGUUGAGGCAGCUGUUCCGAUCCCUUCAAGUGCAGAAGAAAGCCUCUAGCUGACCCCCAGCCGGAAGAAAUGAGGCCCUGGCAGGUGCCGCCCUGGCCUCUAGCAGCGGGAUCCCAGCACAGUGCACCAGUCUUCACCUUCCUCCAGCAUGGCAGCUGUUUUACUGGAGAGGCAGCCUCAGCUUGCUAAUUGGACCAAACGGACCCUGGACACCCCUCACCCCCCUCCAGCCCUGUGCAUCUUUGAACCAGGAACAGCCAAUCUUUCGAACUGGAUGGGCUCAUCCUUGGCCCAAAGAAGCCAAGCAGCAAGUUCCACCAUUCAGAGAGCAUGUCUAAUAAAGAACAGGCUUAGAGCCACUUAGCGCUGGGCCAGGCUCGGGAUGCUGCUGA